AGAGGAGGGUUCGGGGGAGGCGGGCCCUUUUUUCUCGGUGCGUUAUUCCGUCCGUUGCGCGCGCAUUGUGCGGGAGCCUCACGCCUCGUUUUCCUGCCUCCCCCCUCCCGCCGUCCGUCCUUCGCGGAUCUUGCAGAAGAACAGGCCGAGGGAGACCCCCACAAAGAACAACAGAAGCAACAUGGAGGACAGCAGCAUGGACAUGGAGAACAUGGGCUCCCUGCGGCCGCAGACCUUCCUCUUCGGUUGUGAACUAAAGGCAGACAAGGAAUAUCAUUUCAAAGUAAAUGAUGAAGAAAAUGAGCAUCAGUUGUCGUUAAGAACGGUCAGUUUAGGAGCCGGUUGUAAAGACGAGUUGCAUGUUGUUGAAGCAGAAGCGCUGGACUAUGAAGGCAACCAGAUUACAGUCACACUGGCAUCCUUGAAAAUGUCGGUGCAACCUACGGUUUCAUUAGGUGGCUUUGAAAUUACACCACCAGUAAUUCUGCGACUCAAAAGUGGCUCUGGUCCCGUUUAUGUCAGUGGUCAACAUCUUGUGGCAUUAGAAGAAGAGCCAGAAUCUGAAGAUGAGGAGGAAGAGAAAAUUGUCAACACUACGGCAAAGAGGCCCGCCAAUGUGACACUGAGUAAAGUUCCUCAGAAAAAAGCAAAACUGGCAGAGGAGGAGGAUGACGACGACGAUGAAGACGACGACGAUGAAGAAGAUGAUGAAGAUGACGAGGAUGAGGAGGAUGAAGAGGAAGUGAAGAUUCCAAUUAAAAAACUGGUACGUGAUUCUUCUGUGAAAAGCACACCAAAAUCAAACCAGAAUGGAAAAGAUUCUAAGCCAGUGACACCAGCAAAAUCAAAAACUCCAGAAUCUCACAAGGAGAAGAAACCCCAAACUCCAAAAUCACCAAAACCCGUUUCUCUAGAGGAGAUAAAAGCAAAAAUGCAGGCGCAAGUACAAAAGGGAACUACUCUUCCCAAAAUUGGAAACCAAGUUUGUGAAUUCACGUUAAGAAUUACUUGCUUCAGGACAAGAGGAUCAGAAGAUUAUUCAAUCACUCUGGCAGUGGAGACAGACUCUGUAAGCAAAAAGCUUAAAUGGUUCCUUUCCCCCCCCCUUCAUUUUAAAUUCUGUAUGUUUAACCAUUAAUAUCUGGCUGUCUUUUUUUAUAAAUGCUAAAGCUUUCCCUGCAGAGUCUGAUUAAUGUCGUCCAGAAUGUUUUGCCAAGAAUGUGUUGUCCAAAAUGCCUGUUCAGUUUCUAAAGACGAGGAUUCCACCCUUUGGUUCAUUUCAAAUAUGUACGGAAUGUUUUGAUAAAUGCAUAGUAGUGGUGGUCAGACCGAUGGAAAUGACGGGAGACUAAAUGUAAAUGUGAAAAUAAAAAUUUAGUAUUUUAAA
Messenger RNA from Sphaerodactylus townsendi, 1387 nucleotides. RefSeq names its product nucleophosmin 1 (gene NPM1). The transcript has 11 exons. Gene Ontology annotation, molecular function: chromatin binding; RNA binding; histone binding. The record is from RefSeq and is a predicted model, not a curated record. Lineage: Eukaryota; Metazoa; Chordata; Lepidosauria; Squamata; Sphaerodactylidae. Gene Ontology annotation, cellular component: centrosome; nucleolus; cytoplasm. Bases 182 to 1138 code for a protein of 318 amino acids. Gene Ontology annotation, biological process: positive regulation of transcription by RNA polymerase II; ribosomal large subunit export from nucleus; regulation of centrosome duplication.